GAAAUUUGAAUGCACUAGUCAUUUGCACAAUUUUCGAAGUACUACGAGAUUUUUUUUUGGGACUCAAGUUAAGCCCAAAGUGAACCCAUGCCGCCCAACAAAACCCAGAUGAAAACACGUUCAAACACACAGCAGGCCCAAGACCCAACCAUAAAAUAGGAAAACGAAGAGGGAAAAGAAAUUGAAAUAAAUUGUGCAAAAGAUCUUCACGACUUCAGAGUCCCCUCUUCACAUGUCAACAUUCUUUUUCUCCAUUGAUUCUUCAAACUUUCAUUCAUUCAAAUUCAUUACUAUUGUUAUUGUUAUUUGAUUAUACACAUAUAUAUGUAUAUAUUUGUUAAUUCAAUUCCAUUAUUAUGGGAUUAAUAUGAACAAUUCAGAUUCUAUUUGCAAUAACAAGCGACAUCGAUUCAAUCAUUUACCCAAUUCUUCUGUAUUGCCUCGCAAGAAACGCAGAGCCGCGAUCGUCAAUACAGGUUUUAUACAUAUAAAACCUCUUCAGGUCCCUCUGAUUUCAACAACCACAAGUUCUCGCUGCGAAUCGAUACGUCUUGAGCCUUACAGACCCUCCACAAUCGGCCGUAAUCGCCGGCGUUGUGAAUUGGUUUUUGAGGACCGUCGAGUCAGUAAUCGGCAUUGCCAGAUUUUGUUUGAUGCACAGCAUCGCAGGUUUUGUAUAGCGGACGGAGUGUUUUUCUCUGGUUCUAGUGAGUGUUCUAGGGUUAGGGUUUCGUUGAACGGAGUGUUUGUCAAUGGGGUCAAGGUUGGAAGAGACGAAGUCAAAGAGUUGUGUGCUGGUGAUGAGGUUUCGCUUGUUUGUGGAAAUGAAGGCGCUUGUUGUAUGGGGAUUCAAAUUGGGUUUGUCAUUGAAAGAAUUGUUCUCAUGGAGGAGGUUGUUGGUAGAAGUGUAUCCACAUUUAGAGCUAAUUAUUUGUCUCCAAAUUACGCAAUGCAUAUAUCAGAGCAUAGUGGACUUGUUGCCAGAGCAAACUUGCUUUUAAGUCGGUGUAGAGGGAUUCUGCGUACUGAUGACCCCAUUUCGUACAUUCGUAGAUUUAUUAAUUCAUAUCACAGAAUGGGAAAUGCAGAUUCUUGCAAGAACAAGAACAAAUUUUUGGGCAUCAUGAUGGAUAAGGUUAGAUUUCCUGUGGGUGGUGUGCUGGAGCUAAAUUAUGGUGGAUCAGCUUUAAGAAAAGAACUGCUUCCCAGUGAGGACUGGGUCAAUGAGCAGAUUUUGAUAAGUAAAAGGGCUGCUGUUGGACAAUUGAGCUCAGUUAUUUGUCAUAGAGAGACUGUUGCGGUUGCAUUAGGAAAUUCUGCCCCAGUGUAUGAUGGUGUUUGUGGUGACCAGUUGGGACUAGAAAAUGACAUCGGAAGUCCUUUUGAGAAUGGCGUAGAUAAUGAUAAAACAAAGACUUUGUCUUCGGAUUCUAUAGAUAAGGAGAAUGCUCCUAAUUCUGAUGGGGUUAUGCAGGACAAAAGAAGGUGUGGUUUUAUUCUGCCACCUGGGAAUAAGUUCUAUCUGAAUCGCCUUAUGGGUCAUGCUUGGUCGGACAAUCAUACUGAUAUUACCUUGCCAGAGCUUCUUUAUCCUGUUGAAAGCCUUACUAGAAUAUUUAUUGCAACAUUUACCAGUGAUAUUUUAUGGUUUUUGUCAUACUGUGAGGUGCCCCAUCAUCUGCCAGUUACAAUUGCGUGCCAUAACACUGAGAGGUGUUGGAGUUCAAGCCCUGAUAAAAGAAUGUCGGUGCCUUACUCAGAUUUUCCAAACUUAGUUGUAGUGUAUCCCCCAUUUCCUGAGAUUAUAGCUUUUGGUAAAGACCGCAAGAAACUGGGCAUUGCUUGCCAUCAUCCGAAAUUGCUUGUUUUGCAAAGAGAAGAUACUAUUCGUGUUGUUCUUACUUCUGCAAAUUUGGUGGCUAAACAGUGGAAUAAUGUGACUAAUACUGUUUGGUGGCAAGACUUUCCUCGCACAACUGCACCUGAUUAUUUCUCUCUUUUUACGCAAACAUCUGCUGGAGAAGUAAAUCAAGAUUCGAAAUCUGAUUUUGCUGCUCAGCUGGCUGGAUUUAUGGCAUCUCUUGUGAUUGAUGUACCUAGUCAGGCCCAUUGGAUCGUAGAGUUAACUAAUUAUGAUUUUAAAGGGGCUACUGGACACUUGGUUGCUUCAAUACCUGGAAUUUAUUCUCAUAGAGCUCCCUUUGUAUUGGAAACCAUGCACUUCUUAUAUGGUAAUCAGUCUGAAUCACGGUCAUUUGGUGUGAAGUUCCUUGGUUCUGUUGAAGCAUCUGUAGUUGGUUUAAGCCACCUUUUUCGCACUUCAGUGGAUUCAAAUGGUGCACAGGUAAAGAAGCUGGCUGCCCUCCUUGGAAAGUGUCGUGAGAAUGUGUAUGGGAUGACACAAAUUAUUUUAAGAAGAAACACAACCAUACCAGCUGAUGUGAACGCUGUGAGCGUUCUUGGUUUUGAUGCGGAUGAGUUUUCUGAGGGAGAUUGCAUUCAAAUUGGGUUUCUGCCAAAAAAUGUUGCGAAAUGGGUUGCUCCAUUGUGGGAUGUUGGCUUGUUCAGAUUCUUUGGAUAUAUAUAUCCAAAAGAAGUCCUUGCAGCUGCUAUAGAAGGAAGUAACAACAAAGUACAACUGAUACUAUAUUUAUCACAGGGGCCUAGUUUUUCAGAUAUAUCAAAAGUAAUGCAACCUGAACAUGUUCCAGCAAUAUGCUCACUUGUUGCAUCAAUUCAGAGGUGCACAGGCCUCUGGCGACUUCAAGAGGUUUUGGCUCAACACAAAUGGCCUGAACAUUUGGAAACUGAUUUUAUUUAUGGUUCAUCCUCAAUUGGGUCAGUCAAUGCACAAUUCUUAGCUGCUUUCUCAGCAGCUGCUGGUAAAAAAUCAUUGCGAUUCUCUGAGUCUGAGGAAUCUGAUCCAGAUUGGGGCUGCUGGAGUGCAAGUCAAGAAUCAAGACAUCCGUCAAUUAGAAUCAUUUUCCCUACUAUUGACAGAGUGAAAAAUGGAAGUUGUGGAAUAUUGGCUUCUAAAUACAUUCUCUGCUUCUCACAGAAAACAUGGCAAAGGUUGAGAAACAUAGACAUACUUCAUGAUUCAAUUCCCUACCCCAAUGAGAGAGUUGGGCAUCCAAUGCAUAGUAAGGUGGCGCGAAGACGAUUUCAGUCCAAGACAGAUGGAUCUUCAUUUGGAUGGGUCUAUUGUGGGUCACAUAAUUUUAGUGCAGCUGCUUGGGGACGUUCACUUUCCAAUUCGCCUGUGAUGAAAGCCAAUGGAGCUAUGAAAACAAAUUCUGUUUUGGGACCAAGGCUUCACAUCUGCAACUAUGAACUUGGUAUCGUGUUUGUAGUUCCCCCAUCAGAUAUGAAGAAUGACGCCAACCAAAGGAGUAGAAGCUUGGAUGAAAUUAUUUUGCCAUUUGUUGUACCUGCCCCAAAAUAUAGGAGCACAGACAGGCCAGCAACAGCACAGGCCAUGAGGGAGGCACUGGCCGAACUUACCGAGCGAGAAAGAGAAAAAUUUGUGGAAGCAUCAAUUCCAGGAGAAUUGAUGGAAGAGGAGAUUCCUGACGAAGAAGAUGAAGUAUUAGAGGCAGCUGAUUACAUCACGGAGGAGAAGGAAGAUGAAAAGGCUUAUGCUGAGACAUUAUGGAGCCAAGUUGAUUCUUAUGAGAGCUGUUAAACUCCAUGUCUGGCGCUUUUACAGCCUUGAUUUGUGAGAGCAGAAAUAAACGGCUUAUUAAAUGGUGAUGUCAGUCAGCUUUAAA
Cornus florida is the source of this 3770-nucleotide messenger RNA. RefSeq lists its product as uncharacterized. The coding region runs from base 368 to 3685 and encodes 1105 amino acids. NCBI's taxonomy places the organism in Eukaryota, Viridiplantae, Streptophyta, Magnoliopsida, Cornales, Cornaceae. Gene Ontology annotation, biological process: DNA repair. Gene Ontology annotation, cellular component: nucleus. The transcript has 12 exons. The record is from RefSeq and is a predicted model, not a curated record. Gene Ontology annotation, molecular function: phosphoric diester hydrolase activity; protein binding; zinc ion binding.